This is a messenger RNA of Drosophila pseudoobscura, 5431 nucleotides long. RefSeq names its product HES-related (gene Hesr). The coding region runs from base 3018 to 3671 and encodes 217 amino acids. The record is from RefSeq and is a predicted model, not a curated record. NCBI's taxonomy places the organism in Eukaryota, Metazoa, Arthropoda, Insecta, Diptera, Drosophilidae. Gene Ontology annotation, biological process: anterior/posterior pattern specification; regulation of neurogenesis; regulation of transcription by RNA polymerase II. Gene Ontology annotation, cellular component: nucleus. Gene Ontology annotation, molecular function: RNA polymerase II cis-regulatory region sequence-specific DNA binding; protein dimerization activity; DNA-binding transcription factor activity, RNA polymerase II-specific. The transcript is spliced from 2 exons.
AUCUUUUAUAUUCCUACCUUCCAUUUCUACAAGUACUUCAUCUGCUCAGUAGAGUACCAAAGAUUCGACUACCUAAAUGACCAGAUGAGGAACAAAAGCAGCGUCGCAUCCAGCGUCAUAAUCAUAGUGCCGAAAGAUAGGACUGGGAACGAAAUAGUUAUAAAUAGCUCCUGGGAAAAAACACUUUGCAGCACAGAUACAGUAUAGCAGAGUCUGUGUCAUGGCAUGCACUUGAACUCUGCAUUCAUAUGUCGAAUGUGCAACGCGACUCGUUUCAUGUCCCUGCUUGCCCUUGCUGCGCUGCUGUCUCGUACUCGUAUUAUCACAUGCCUCAAAUGGCUGUUUUGUAUUUCGUCUCCUCUGUGUUGUUGCUGUUUUUUUUUUUUUUUAAUUUCAAGAUGUUUCGGAGUGCACUUAAAGUGCGUUACAACUUGUGUCUAUAUUUGGCUGCUUGGGAAUAUCUCGCAGACUACACAAGAGAAGAGAAAGCAUUUAUGUAGAGAGCACCGGUUUUUAUGAUGUAAGUCAUUGCCAGCAACCCCUUAUCCUCAACUGAUACAUAUACAUACAUAUGUUUAAUGAGCAAUUUUAUAGACGUUUCAGCCACAGUCAGUUUCCACAGAACUAGGGCCUGGAAAUGGUCCAUAUCGCACAGCUUGAGGAACAGUGAAACCAAAUUACAUAAAAAAAGGCAAGUAAAAGGGAACAUUUAUGGAGACUACUCGUGAGAGUUAUGUUGUAAUGAGAAUAAAAAUGUUUCUUUAAAAAUAUAAAGUGAUUUUUAGGACAUUUUGACCUUCUUUUUUCUAUAUUUGAUACAGGUUUUCGAAUAUGUACUUCGCAAAAGACAAAGCUGAUUCUGGUGUUAGGUUUCUACAAUUAUCUGUAAUAGAUUUACUUUUUGGUUUGGCAUUUUUGAUUUCAGAGUUUUUACGCGAGAUCUAUACGAUAACCAGCUCCAACUCCGCCGAAACAAAGGGAACCAAAAAAUUGCAAGUCCCUGGGUCCCGAUCCCUUUAUAGGGUAAUGACAAAAUUUUCUUCUCCUUAUCCCUAUUCCGACUCCCACACCUCUUCUACUCCAGUUUUUCCUAGCAGCUAGUCGAUACUAGAUGAUACUUCUCCAUACUGCUUGCACCUCACUUCGACCCGUAUUGUAUGUAUUAUUAAUCUAUUUUGAGACGAGACCCGCACCUCAUUCUUUACUUUCAGAAAUAAUACAACCUAAAUCUGCCUAUAUUGCAGAGCUGUAGGUUCAAUCUAGAGUCCUGGGGCAGAGCCAUUGAGCCCUAGCUAGAGCGAACUGCUUCCUUAUUUCGGCACCUGCAAAUGUUACAUACAACAUAAUGCAUGGUACUCAACGCCCAACGCGUUGUUAUGCGCGAAAAGCUGAUUAUUUCGCCCUGCUACUCGGUGGGAGAACCAUUCCGCGUCGAUGAACGCGUUAUUUCUCACGCUCCCAGUCCACGGAUCAGAUUGAAAAAGUUUGAGGGGAGCCCUGACAAGUUGUCUGCAUCAUUGUUAAUGAGCUUCGUGUGUUUUGGUGGAGACGUAAUGACUCUAUAGACCUUAUAGAGAUCUUCAUGCUCAUGGCGAUCUGUAUCUGUAGAGUGCUGACAGUUGCUGUUAUUCUUACCCUCUAUGAAUAAAAAUGGUAUUCGGAAUUGAAGCUCAAUUAAUAUUUCGGGUUUUAUCAACAGCUUUUUGUUUAUUUUCCAAGCUCAAACUCUUUCUAAGAAUCACAUUCAUUCAAGAAUGAAGCACUCAUCUGAACUGGUUGUCUCAUCGAAAGUAGAAUGUAGUAGAUCGAAUAGCAUAAGCGAGAGACGAGACUGUUUUUUUCUAUUCUUUCUUGAUAGAGCGCAGCCUUGGCAACUCCAUUCCCUCUAACGCAUUUCUUAUUCUUCAGCAAUUUCAAAGUUCGCAGGGUCUGUCAUCGAAUGCUGAAGCUCCUUAUUAGGGUAUUUAGACAUUAUAAUUUGCGCACGAGCAAAACUGCAAUGUAAGGGGGGCUCACAACAUGUGUUUUCCGCAUUACCCAUGCCGCAUACCCCUGUUUCAGCCCCAGCCCAUGUUCACAGUCAUGUGUGGCGUUUAAAAGCCGCCACAAAGAUCGGGCCGAUCGAUCGUGGGAAGCUCCCGGAAGGCUUGCCGCAAUCUCGAAAAGCCAUUUAAAAAAUAAAGCCACUACUGAAAGAUCAACAAAGACAGAAUCCGAGACUCAGCGGCGCAGUUCCGAUUCAUUGGAGAUUGACAUCGCGGAAAAUCCGGGAAAUCCAAAAAAGGCGUUGUAGCUACAUGGAGUGUUUCUUCAAAUAACGUCUGUACCUACAUACUUAUCAAAAAUUCUACGCAAUUCUAUAGUACGUAACAGAGUACCCUCUGUCAGGUGAGACCAGACCAGAGCCACAUUCCCCGUUGUCGCCAUUGGAUAAACAGGAUGGCGACAGUCAUUUCGGUGGAUUUUGACUUGGAAAUGGAGAACCUUAGCCACCUGUUGCGAGGUGAGCUGUGUGCAGUUUCUAGUAGCAUACAAAGCUAAUGGUGAACGUGAAAAGAUCGUGGCUCGACGGCGUAUCAGCUAAGCCGGUCUCCGGGGGGAUGGAUAGGGUGACCCUUUCACCCCUUCCUUUUCGCCGCUCAACGAGCAUAGAAAAAAAUGACACGAUCUGGACGGCCAUCCAUGUCUCUGCCACUUGAAAAAGCCCCAGGUCCCCUAUCCCUUGUCCACUAUCUCAAGUCUAAUAAACAAAACUUUGCCUGGCAUCGGCAGUUUUUACACACUUCCAUAAGACAGUCUGUUUUUUCGAUCAUCUUUGCACAGACCUAUAUAUUCUUUGCUUAUUUUUAUUGGAACAGUGUGUCAUCCAGAUAUCAUAGAAUGAUAUUCUGAGUAUAAGAUACUGCUGACAAUAUUCCUAUAGCUGAAAAAGGAAUGGAACGAUCAAUCUGCAAGGGUAUUAAAAGCUCCGGCCUCCGAGGCUAGCCUUCUUUUCUUGUUAUUUUUGUCAAUGGAGAAUGCAGCCUCGUCUGCUGUCGGAGUGGCUAUCAGAAAUUGGAGCUGAUUUAAGCGAAAAACGCUGCUCUGCUUCUGCUACUGCCAGUGCCACUGCUGCUACGGCGACCUGGGCUCUGACAGUCAGUCUGUGUAAAAACGGCGUGCAAUUCGGAGCCAAGAGCACGGCAACCCUUGCGAAGUCCACGUAUAUUCCAAACGAGAUGAAGCGCAACCAGAUUUUUAGAGGUGGCUACGUAGAGCAGGGCUUGUCACGCUCCUCUGAGUACCGCAAAGUGAUGAAGCCGCUGCUAGAGCGCAAGCGUCGUGCGCGCAUCAACAACUGCCUGGACGAGCUAAAGAUUAUUAUCGCGGAUCUAGCUCACAUGGAGACAACAGGGCUGAAUAAGUUGGAGAAGGCUGACAUCCUGGAGCUGGCCGUGCACCUUUUGCAGGAACAACGCGCAUGCAGCUCCUCGCAACUUUCUGGCCCGGUGGCCCAUCAGCAGCGACUGGAGGCGGAGUCGUACUGGGGUGGCUUCCGUCAGUGCGCCGUGCAGGUGUCCAGCUUCCUGCAGCACCACGACAAGGCACUCAGCGACCAGUUCAAUGAGUUCCUGCAGCAGAUCCUACCGGCCAAGCCAGCCCCUGAGCCGCCCCUCUGGAGACCAUGGUAAAAGACAAGGUAGAAUACCAAAAAUUACAAUAAAAACAAAAACAAAAAAAGGGAGCUCAGGUUGUGGAUAUCUGUUGUGAAUUUCGGUAUCUCCCCAAUUUAAGCGCUAAUAUACUUAGGUUAGGCUAGGACUUUUUGUUCAAGGAUGAAUGAUAUUUCGAUCCGAUGGAGCAAACAAAACAUACUCUAAAAAUUUUGUUUGCUUUCGGUUUUUCUUAUUUCAAAAAUUCAAAAAACUUUUUUAUAUGUGUAAAAUUGUGUGAGGAAACGUUUGUUGUAUCAAUGAGAAUCCGAAUGAAUUGCUGGAAAACUUUUGUUGCUUCAAUUAGUCUUUAAUUAGAAUUGAUUUCAUUGGUAUUAAAUAUCUAACGCUUUUCGCAUUUGCAUGCUAAAUUAUGUAUUUCUUAUGGUGAAUAUAAUGCACACAAAGUAAGGCUGCUUUUGCAGUUAUAAAUAAUUCAUAAUCAGUAAUUAUAAGCGUUACCAUUAACCGUUAACAGAAUGUUGUAUCGAUAAUGUUGAUACACAUCUACAUAUAUAUGUGUGCAAGUAGCUUACAUAUGUAUACCCAAACAAAAAUAUAUAUAUAUAUAUGCAGUAAUUAAAAAAAAAAAAACAUUUUCUCGAUUUUACUCUUUAGUUUUUGAUUAUACAGAUUUCUUUUUGUGUUCCUAAUGGAAGAGUUUCUUAGGUUCUAGAUUUUUGAUUUUUCCUAUUUUGCUGGAGUUCUUAAACCCUCUAUACAUAUCUUAUACAUAUUUACAAUUGUUCACAAUAAUUUCGAGUUCGAGUUUGAAUUUCGAAGUCGAGUGUAAGAAGCGCGAAAAUUGAUUGUUGUUGCAGUUUGUUUUCAUUUUUUUCUUCGUUUGUUUCUCCACGAAAUUGAUUUGUAUAUAUUUGUCGUCAAUAUGUAUAAGAUUAUAAUUGUAUAUGUAAAGAUAUCGUUUUCUGCACUUUCUCCGAUUCUCCUUUUGGAGAUUUUUCAGUGUGUAUAACAUAGACCAUAGAAAAACGCAUGCAAACUUGUGUGUGAACUGCUCAGCAUUUCAUAUUGAAAUCUUUUUCAACAAUAAAUAUAAAAUAAAAAGAAACUACUUUGCAAAUUUCACAAGUCAAAUACAAAUACAUGAUCAAAAUUACCUAUUUAUAUAUGUAAAUACAUAUGUAUCAGUGUUGCGCUUAUUUGUAUGGGCGAAAAACAAAUUAUAAAUGUAUCAAAAUCAAAGGUUUUAGAGCCAAAAAAUUGUCCUUAUGGCAGAAAACUAUAAAAUAUAAAGAGCCCGAUUCGACAACAUUUAGAGGUGCCGACUUGAGGUCAAAGUGCAGAAAUAUCAUAGUUGGCUAAUGGUUCCUAUGGCAGCUAUACUAUAUAUCGCUCUGAUGGGAUUGCAUUUUUUGUGUGAUUUAGAAUAUUAAAAUAUAAUCAAGCUCGCAAAAUUUCAGCUCGGUUUGUUAAUAUUUAAGCCAACAAUAAAAAAGUAAUAUCCAGCUUUUGAGACUACACGUGUAGAGUAUUACUAUUAGUAUUAUUAGUAUUGCCACCCUCGUCUAUCCAAAAUACUUUCGAAAUAGGAAUGAAUGAAAUGGGAAAUAGUUUAAAAAAAAUCAGAGAUACAACUGUAUCCAAUUCUGGACGACUUAACGGCGGUACAUUCCGCCUAAAGAAACUAUAAGACAAAAAAAUCUUGUACCUCCCGUGCAGAAAUCACAUCAGUGAAAUAUAUUUACGGGCAGCAUUUGAGUCCUGUGCCGAGACUACAC